UCAACGGGGCAUUGUAGUCUACUCUUCCGCUUGGAUUACUUACCACAAUUACUACAAUGGAUUGAUUACAAGAAUUAGGUUCUCUGCUCUACUACAGAUGAUGUAAGCUGCAAAUUAGCCUCCUUGGAGAUUGUCUAUUGUCGCUGCUGUUCACUCGCAUCAUCUAACUGUCUGUUGUAAUGGGUGGUCGUGGCGUCCUUCUCACCUCAAAUCUCCCUCAGUUGCAAAACCUCAUCAAACGUGACCCAGUGUCGUAUAAGGAAGAGUUCCUACAGCAAUGGAACCACUAUGACAGUAUCAGACAGAUAUUUCAGAUAAAUCCUGAUGAACAGGCUCAGCAUUUUCGUGAACUAGUCUCAUUUAUAUCUCAAGUCGCACAAUGUUAUCCCAAGGAAACCAAAGAUUUUCCAUCUCAUUUGUCUACCCUUCUCCUCGAAAACUAUGGCACCCUCACGCCCGAUACCAGAAAAACCCUCGUUCAAAACCUUGUUAUGUUGCGCAACAAAGAUGUCAUUACAUCCAUCGAACUCCUCAAGUCCCUCUUUCCGCUCCUCCCUCGUACAACCUCCUCCACUUUGCGAGCCUUUAUCCGCAAAACUAUUCUCUCCGAUAUCCGUACUGCCAAUCUCCGAACCAAAAAUCACAAACUGAAUCGUGCUGUGCAAGCCAUGCUUUUCACCAUGGUCGAACGGGGAAUGGAUGCUGAAGUCGUUGGGGAUAAGGGAAAGCUCAGAUCCGCAGGUCCCACGAGUGAUAAAACCGCCAAUAAUGGGGAGGACGCUAUGUGGGCAGUGAUAUUGACAAAGGAGUUGUGGCGAAAGGGAAUAUGGACUGACGCUAAACCUGUGUCUAUCGUUGCGCUUGGAUGCUUUCAUCCCGUGAUGAAGGUACAGAGUGCUUCGAUUCACUUCUUUUUAGGAAGUGACGACGAAAAGGAAGACAGUGACGAUGAGGACGAUGAGGGUCCUGAUGUCAGAGCUCUUCACCAUCGUCGCGAAGUCAACAAAAAGAGACGGGGCGAUGAUAAAAAGCUUCAGAAACAGCUCAAUGCUGCAAAGAAGAAAAAGUAUAACAAAAAUGCCCCCACGACACCGAAUUUUCCGGCGCUCCAACUUCUCAAUGACCCACAGACGUUUGCUGAGAAGUUAUAUGACAACCUAAGUCGCUACGACAAACGUUUCUCACUUGAACAUAAAAUUCUCAUCAUGCAGCUCCUCUCGCGGGUGAUGGGCGCCCAUAAACUUUGCGUUCUAAGCUUCUAUACUUACAUUGUCAAAUACCUCACCUACCACCAACUUCGCGUCCCGUCGAUUCUCGUUGCGCUGGCGCAGUCUGUCCACGAUCUUACACCACCAGAUGCCUUGACCCCGGUCGUGCAGAAGCUUGCAGCCGAAUUUGUGCAUCCUGGAGUAGGAAGCGAGGUAAUUGCUGCAGGAAUCAAUUCCAUCAGGGAGGUUUGUAGAAGACAACCAUGGGCAAUGGAGGAAGAUCUGUUGGGUGAUCUUGUAGAGUAUAGGAGAAGUCGAGAUAAGGCAGUUACAGCUGCUGCAAGAGGAUUGUUGCAGUUGUACCGAGAGGUGAACCCUGGUAUGCUCAAACGCCGGGAGAGAGGAAAAGAUGCCAGUAUAGGUAUGAGCAAAGGUGGUCAACCACUGCCGUUUGGACAUAGUGCGGAUGCCGCAGUCGACAUCGAAGGAUUAAUGCUUCUGGAAGACCACCUGCAGAAACUUCGCGAAGAGGAGAUGGGCGGUGCCAAUAAUGACGGGGAGGACGAUGAAGCGACCGCUUGGGAAGGCUGGGAUGUCGAAACCGAUUCCGAUUCGGAAUCUGAGUCUGAAGGAUGGAUAGAUGUCGACUCAGAAGGUGAUAACGUGGAAGUUAGUGAUAGUGAAGACGAGCGGGAGUCAGCUCCUAAGCCGCCUGGGGAGACCGAUCCAAACCCCAAUCGAAUCUCAACCUUGGCAACUACUAAAAUCCUUACGCCGGCAGACUUUGCAUUACUGAAUGACCUGCGCAUACAGGCUGCCACAAAAGCCAUUGAAUCAGGUGGUGGUUCCAGGGCGAAACGGAAGCUGGAAGCCCUUGAAGCUAAUAAGAGGGCCAUGCAAACUGGGCCAUCUGAUGGCACAUUCAUUUCUGAGAACGAUAUCCUUGGUCCGCGCAAAAAGGCUAAAGCUGACUACGCGGAACGCAUAGCAAGUAUUGAAAAGGGUCGGGAAGGGCGAGAAAAGUACGGCUCGCUGAAGGGUAAGAAAAAUAAAGAGUCUCCAAGCAGCUCCACAAAUCGCGAGAAGGCAAGGAAUAAGCCGAUUAUGAUGAUAUUGAGCAGCGGUGCGGUACGGGGAAAGAAGAAGGCGUCCUUGAGGGAGAAGCAGCAGAAGUUGAGGGCACACAUUGAACGCGCAAAAAAAUCGUAUCACUAGUACAUAGUAUGAUGCUAGCCAGUGCUGUACAUGUCGCUAGUCUGAAUGCUGGACAAGCGAUGAUCCACUUUUCUAUAUCAUUCGGUCCAUCAUGCGAGACCAAGUACCGUCAGGACCACCUGACUUAGCAUCUCAGGGGAAUGCGCCGAUACUGAUCCUCUUCGCCAUUGCAUAACCAGCUGCGAAGUGAGAGAGCCUAGCAUCUACUACAAAGCCCUGGGUGUUGGGUGAGUGAAGGUCUGUACUUUUCCUGCUCAAUAAUGUCACCUCUUUGUCGUAUGCUUGAGAAUUUCAAGAUCAGGAACACGUUCCAUCGAAGAGCGAGACUCACCUUUGAGCACGGUAUCGAGUUGGUCUAGCUCUACGACGCGAGUGAUAAUAUGUUCCCCAUCAUCAAGACACGGGGUAGGAGUUUCGAGUUUAUCUUCUAGGAGGACACUUACAACCACGAGUUUCAUGUUGGAAUUAGUCAUUCCUG
Molecule: messenger RNA, 2901 nt
Organism: Suillus plorans
Lineage: Eukaryota; Fungi; Basidiomycota; Agaricomycetes; Boletales; Suillaceae
Product: SDA1-domain-containing protein
Exons: 9
Coding region: 180-2423 (747 amino acids)
Biological process (GO): ribosomal large subunit export from nucleus; ribosomal large subunit biogenesis
Cellular component (GO): nucleolus
Source: RefSeq, a predicted model, not a curated record